This is a messenger RNA of Dacryopinax primogenitus, 1473 nucleotides long. Its product is annotated as cytochrome P450. Gene Ontology annotation, molecular function: monooxygenase activity; heme binding; oxidoreductase activity, acting on paired donors, with incorporation or reduction of molecular oxygen. The record is from RefSeq and is a predicted model, not a curated record. Bases 1 to 1473 code for a protein of 490 amino acids. Lineage: Eukaryota; Fungi; Basidiomycota; Dacrymycetes; Dacrymycetales; Dacrymycetaceae. The transcript is spliced from 9 exons.
AUGUGGAUUUCAACUUCGGCCGUCUAUUUUAUUUCUCUCACUGCCUCGAUCCUGCUAUAUAGAGGAUUUUUGCAUCCUCUCGGACACGUACCGGGCCCUUUCGCCGCCUGUCUUUCCAAACUGUGGGCGGUUGCUAUCACUCUGGGCGGCCGAAAUCACGUCACGAUUCUGGAAUUGCAUGCCAAGUAUGGUGACUUCGUUCGCAUUGGCCCUAACGAAGUAUCUCUCUCGAAUGUUGAGGCGAUUCAGCAAAUAUAUGGUCCGAGAAGCACGUACAAGGGCGUUCCUCGGCCGGCACACUCCGAAUCGUUGAUGUCAAUCCGCUCUCAUGCUGAACAUUCACAAAGGCAUAAAAUUUGGGAUCGUGCUUUCACAACACGCGCCCUCAAAGAUUAUCACCCACUGCUUUCGAAUCGGGUUCGUCAGCUCAGCGAUCGGCUUGCGUCCGAAUGUCUAAAAGGGACAGUGGAUAUUGGCAAAUGGUUUAACGCCUGUGCGUUCGAUGUUAUGGGUGACCUUGCUUUUGAUAGCGGGUUCGACAUCGUCCAGAAGGGUGAUAUCGAUGGAUACUCCCGAACGUUGAAUGAAGCUGUACGAAUUGGUGCCAUAUUCAUUAAUCUCCCAUGGACAGCGGUCAGUGCCAAACUGCCUUGGCUUCCGGUAGCGUGCAAGAAAGCCAAGCUCGAGCGGUUCGCUCAGCAGCAAGUUCGUAAACGGCAGGCAAAGGUUGCUUAUCGAAAAGAUCUCUCAUACUGGCUGGUAUGUGCCAGCGGUGCCGCAGCCGUCACCUGUGCGACUCAAUUCUCUCCAGCCGAAGCGGUUCUGGUUAUUGUCGCUGGAUCUGACUCAACUUCGCUGGUUGCCUUCUUCCUCCUCUACUUCCUCGCCCAACAUCCCUCCGUCCUCAAUCGCCUUCGUCAAGAGAUACAGGAUGUGUACAUUACACAUGGUGAACUGACCAUCAAUCAUUUGAAUGAGCUGCCGUAUCUUAAUGCUUGCAUUAAUGAGUCGUUGAGGCUAUUUCCUCCCGUUCCCAAUGGUCAUCCUAGGCUCGCACCGAAAGGAGGUGCAACCGUCGGGGGUUACUUAAUUCCCGAGGGCACAACAGUGAUUGUCCCUGCCUACACCAUCCAUCGUGAUCCGAGAUACUGGACUGAACCCAACGCCUUCCGGCCCGAGCGUUGGUUGCCUGAAGGAGUAAUGGAAGGCUGGCAUCAUGACACUAGAGCAUUCGUCCCCUUUUCGUAUGGCCCAUACAGCUGCAUCGGCCGGAACCUCGGCCGGCAAGAGAUUCGACUCACUAUUGCUGCUGUCAUCCAACGUUUCGAUUUCCAGCUGGCGGCGGGAUUCGAUGCACGGGCAUUUGAACAGCAGAUUACCGGCGAGUUCUUACUGACUCGGCCCAUGCUGCCCAUGUUGCUUCGCGAACGUACAAAAUGUGAGCGCGGAUGGCACCAAGACAGCUCGUGCUGA